Messenger RNA from Anisakis simplex (herring worm), 402 nucleotides. The record is from the annotation of a GenBank genome assembly. Lineage: Eukaryota; Metazoa; Nematoda; Chromadorea; Rhabditida; Anisakidae.
AUGAACUGCUUUCAAGGCACUGAGAAAUUCAACUUGAAAGGUGUGAGCAGUAUUCGUUUCAGCGGUUUCAGCACUGAGAAAUUCAACUUGAAAGGUGUGAACAGCAUUCGUUACAACGGUUUAAUUCACAAGAAGGGUAUUGAUAUUCAUCCAGCCCCCGAAAGCAAUGCAAUAAUGAUGUCUACCAAGAUCAAAACAAAGACUGCUCAGCCAGCCAAAUCGGUUGUUGCGGUUACUUUGAAGAAAAAUAGUCGCAAAUCACUGAAAAGUGUCAAGAAUACCACAAAGAAUUAUCGCCGUUCGCACUUAAUGUUAGCACAACGUCGAGCCUCGCAACUGCUACGUUCUCUGAAGCCGGUGGCGUCGCGUCGUGGUCGUCACGUGCGUAAAGCGGAUGCUUGA